AUGGCUAACGAGUGGCUGUUAUGGCUGACCCUGUCAGCCAUCGGAGCUGCUUGGCACAGUGGAGUGAGUCCCAUCCAUAACGGCCAGGUUUGCAGCACGUGGGGAGACUUCCACUUCAAGACUUUUGAUGGAGAUGUUUUUCAGUUGCACUCCACUUGCAACUACAUCCUGACCUCUUCAUGCAGGAGCACAUACAAUGACUUCAACAUCCAGAUAAGAAGACAGGAGGCUGGCGGCCAUCACACCAUCAAGGACAUCAUCAUGAAGCUGGAGGGUUCAGUAGUGGAGCUCUCCGAAGGCUCAGUGCUUGUUGAUGGCAAAUCAGCCAUUCUACCAUUCAGUCGAGGAGGAGUGCUCAUCGAGAAAACUCCUACUUACAUCAAAGUCAAAGCAAAGCUGGGAUUAGUUGCUAUCUGGAAUGAGGAGGACUCUUUUAUGGUGGAACUAGACCUGAAGUACAAGAACCAAACCUGUGGUCUUUGUGGAGACUUUAAUGGGGUCCAGGGCCACAAUGAGUUCUACAGCCAUGGUGUGAAAUUAUCCCCUGUGGAUUUUGCCAACUUCUGGAAAAUGGAUGGUCCAACGGAAAGUUGCUCUGACUACACUCUGGAGACAACAAAAGGCUGCAACGACAUGAAACCUCUGUGUGAGCAGAUCCUUACAGGGCCAGCUUUCAGCAGCUGCCACAGUCUGCUGGAUGUUGCCUCCUUCACCGCUGCCUGUGUUGCUGACCUCUGUAGCUGUGGUAGUGCCAUAGAAGUAGACCCCUUCUGCUUAUGCACCACUGUUUCAGAGUUCUCCAGACAGUGUAGCCAUGCAGGUGGUCAACCUCAAAACUGGAGAACCAAAGAGCUCUGCUGGAAGUCAUGUCCCAACAAAAUGGAGUACAUGGAGUGUGGGAGUCCCUGUGCUGAUACCUGCUCCAACCCAGAGGCCAGGCACACCUGUGACCACCACUGUAUCGAUGGAUGCUUCUGCCCUGCAGGCACGGUGCUGGAUGAUAUCAAUGGAAAGGGUUGUGUCCCUCUGAACGAGUGCUACUGCAGCUACAACAACAACAGCUAUGGACCUGGACAGUCCUACUCCAGCAACUGCAAAACAUGCGUGUGUGAGAGUGGCCAGUGGAAGUGUACGGAGGAGAACUGUCCAGGAAGCUGCUCUGUGCAGGGAGGAGCUCACAUCAACACCUUUGAUGGAAAAGUGUACACUUUCCAUGGGGACUGCUCCUACGUCCUGGCUAAGGACUGCAGCGGAACCCAGUUUGUGGUACAGGGUGAACUGGAGCAGUGUGGACUGACUGAGAGUGAAACCUGCCUCAAAUCCAUCACCUUGGGUUUGUCUGGAGGGGUUAAUGUGUUCACCAUCCAGCCCAAUGGCAAGGUGUUUGUGAAUGGCAUCUACGCUCAGUUACCCUUCUCUGCUGCUGGGAUCUCCGCCUUCAGAGCGUCCUCUUUCUACCUGCUGGUGCAGACAUCUGUUGGUGUCCUGUUGGAGAUACAGCUCCAGCCAGUCAUGCAGCUCUACAUCACAGUGACCAGUGACUACCAGGGCAAAACUUGUGGUCUGUGUGGGAACUUCAACAGCAACCAGGCUGAUGACUUUCUUAAGCUCAGUGGUGUUCCAGAUGCCACAGCUGCUGGUUUUGUCAACAGCUGGAAGACACAUGCUGCUUGUCCCGAUGUGAAAAGCAACUUUGAGAACCCCUGCAGUCUUAGCCUGGACAAUGAGAGGUAUGCCCAGCACUGGUGCUCCAUGCUGAGUGACCCUCAGGGAGUGUUUGCCUCCUGUCACUCAGAGAUCAGCCCCAUCUCAUACAAAGAGAACUGCAUGUAUGACAGCUGUAACUGUGAGAAAAGUGAAGAGUGCAUGUGUGCUGCUGUCUCCUCAUAUGUCCAUGCCUGUGCAGCUGCAGGAAUCCACAUCAGCGGCUGGAGGAAGGCCAUCUGUGGGAAAUAUGCCUCCUGCCCCAGCAGCAUGGUCUACUCAUACAACAUUACAUCCAGCAGUCACACCUGCCGAUGCAUCAGCUCCUCAGACCUCACCUGCCACUCCUCCUUCCCGCCAAUCGAUGGCUGCGUGUGUGCACAGGGAACCUAUCUGGAUGACACUGGGAAGUGUGUCCCAUCUACGGCUUGUCCCUGUUAUGACAAAGGCUCAGUGGUGCCUCCUGGACAGGUCGUCAACAAGGAAGGAGUCAUGUGCACCUGUAAGGAGGGCAAACUCAACUGCAUUGGAGAGUUUAUUAUGCAGCCAUCAGCCUGUGCUCUUCCCAUGGUGUUCUUCAACUGCUCUAAUAAUGGUCCAGCUGCAAAAGGAACAGAGUGUGAGAAGAGCUGCAGCACAUUAGACAUGGCCUGUAUGACUACAGGGUGUGUCUCUGGCUGUAUGUGUCCAUCUGGGAUGGUGUCUGAUGGUAAAGGAGGCUGCAUGAAGCCUGAGGCCUGCUCCUGUGUUCACAACGGCAUCUCCUACCAGCCUGGAGAGACCACCAAGGUGAACUGCAACACCUGCACUUGUAAAGACAGGAAGUGGCAGUGUACUACCGACCAGUGUGAUAGAACCUGCUCUGUGUAUGGUGCUGGACACUACAUGACUUUUGAUGAGAAGCGCUUCACCUUUGCUGGCAGCUGUGAAUACAUUCUGGUUCAGGACUACUGUGGCAUCAAUCAAAGUAAUGGCACCUUCAGAGUGGUCACUGAGAAUGUCCCAUGUGGAACCACAGGAACAACCUGCUCCAAGACCAUCAAGAUCUUCCUGGGGGGUACAGAACUGAUUCUAACAGAUGGAAGCUCCCAGCUCCUUUCAAGUGGGAAUAAUGAAGAGGCAGCUCAGUUCAGUUACAGCACAAUGGGCAUCUACCUGGUGAUUGAAGCCAAGAAUGGACUUAUUCUCAUGUGGGACAGGAAGACCAGCUUGUUCAUCAAGCUCAGCUCAAAAUACAAGGGUCGUGUGUGUGGGCUGUGUGGCAACUAUGACUUCAUUGCAAAUAAUGACUUCACCACAAGGGGCCAUGCUGUGGUUGUCAACCCACUGGUGUUUGGCAACAGCUGGAAGGAUUUACCAAGCUGCCCCGACGCUCAUAGCAUCAGCAGCCCCUGCACAGCCAAUCCAUACAGACAGGCUUGGGCCCAGAAGCAGUGCAGCAUUAUACAGAGUGAUGUCUUCUCUACCUGCCACUCCACUGUGGAUCCUACUCCAUACUAUGAAGCAUGUGUGUUUGACUCUUGUGCUUGUGACACUGGUGGAGACUGCGAGUGUUUCUGCACUGCUGUGGCUGCUUAUGCUGAAUCCUGUAAUCAAGCUGGCAUCUGUGUAAACUGGAGAACCCCAAAGAUAUGUCCUCUCUUCUGUGAUUACUACAACCCCCCUGGUGAAUGUGAAUGGCACUACAUGCCAUGUGGAUCUCCUUGUAUGAAAACCUGCAGAAACCCCUCAGGCAGCUGUUCUACACAGAUGCCUCCUCUCGAAGGUUGCUAUCCAAAAUGUCCUCCUGCUCAGCCCUACUUUGAUGAGGAUACAAUGACAUGUGUUCUAAAAGAACAAUGUGGCUGCUUCGAUAAAGAGGGAAGACACUACAAUAAUGGGGAAAAAGUGCCAACAACUGAAAACUGUCUUACAUGUACAUGCAGUUUACUGGCCAUCCAAUGCCAUUAUGAUGCCCAGGCCUGCACUUGCACAUAUAAAGGAAAGAAAUACCCCCCUGGCAGUACCAUUUAUAACACAACAGAUGGACAUGAUAACUGCAUCACAGCAGUGUGUGGGAAGAAUGGUACUGUUGACAAGAGGUCAUAUCCAUGCCCAUGCAUGCUCAACGAAGCUGCCUCCUUCUACAGCACUUCCAAGCUCAACCACUAA
Centropristis striata (black sea bass) is the source of this 3855-nucleotide messenger RNA. RefSeq names its product mucin-5B-like. Bases 1 to 3855 code for a protein of 1284 amino acids. The transcript has 29 exons. Gene Ontology annotation, cellular component: extracellular matrix. The record is from RefSeq and is a predicted model, not a curated record. Gene Ontology annotation, molecular function: protein binding. NCBI's taxonomy places the organism in Eukaryota, Metazoa, Chordata, Actinopteri, Perciformes, Serranidae.